UCUUGGUUAUAUUUUCAUCUCCCAACGAAAACUCUCGUUCAAUGUGGUUUUCGGUCUCGCAAUUCUUGGCCUGGGAUAGCCUCCGUUGGGGAAGAUGUUGUUCUGGAAAAAUGGGCCAUCCAUAAGAAAAUAACCUUUAAUCUGCCGCAUGAUCUAAAAGGUUGAACAAAACCCAAAGUUGGGUGGUGUAACCUUCAAAGAGGGAAGGAUUUGGAAAGAGAUCAACGUGUUCUUGACUAUAGAACAUGGGCUGACCGAUUGCACCAAAGGAUGCCUUCAAAAAGGGAUUAAAGCACACCCGCUUCCCACUGUUAAAAGGACAACGUGGCAACACGCACGUCUAAAAGUUAAAAAGAAGAGGAAAUUAAAACUAGGACUGCAAUUUCCUUGGACCGGAGUCCCGUUUCAGGAUCUUCUCAGCAUGGAAAUUAUAUUUGGCCAAGAGUGGUGGAUGCUGAUAUUUUAUUUCUGCAUUUCGGUCCCGUUUUUAAUUCUCGGGUGGAUCCUUUAUGAUGAUUUUACCAAGAUGCAUGUCCCGCCGGGAAUCCGCCAGGGGAUGAAACUUCGGCUCAUCUAUCUGUUCAUCUGCAUUUUUCUCAGACUGGCUUGGAUCCUGGCAAAACUUGGCAUCUGCAGUAUGGAAGAUCCGCUGUAUAAAUUGGCGGUAUGGAAGUUCGUGGCAAACGGAAUAUUUCCAGCGGGGCCCUGUGACUUGAUCAUCAAGGAAAUGGUUUUCGACAAUGUGCCCGUGAGGCUCUAUCAGUGCAGAACAUCAAAUGCUGAGAACAGGAGAGGACUUGUGUGGAUUCACGGAGGAGGGGGCCUUUUUGGAAGCCUCAAAAGCCACGAAAGGCUGUGCCGUUUCUUUGCCCAGGAAAGUGCCACCGUGGUCGUAUCUAUCGGGUAUCCCUUGGCACCAGAACAUCCCUAUCCAGCUCAACAACGGAGCUGCUACGCGGCUGUAUCGUACUUCCUGGAGCACGCGCAGGACUUCGGCGUGGACCCUCAGCGGAUCGUGUUGGGGGGCGAAAGCAGUGGAGGCUGCAUCGUGGCGGCCAUUUCUCAACAACUUGUGUUCAGGAAGGACCUGCCCCAGGUCAGGGCCCACGUGCUAAUCUACCCUUACCUCCAAGGUGUGGAUUUCAACCUGCCAUCUUACCAGCAAAACCAGUCAGUGCCCCUCUUACUCAUGAGAGAUGUGGUCCGUUUUGGCAAGUUUUAUCUCACCGGAAAGACCUCCGACGUCGAUGGAGUGAUGGCCAACGCUCACGUUCCGGAACAUCUCAGGGCCAAGUACCAGAAAUGGAUCAGCGCCGAACUUAUUCCGGAAGAAUUUAAAGUCCGGGGUUACGUCCCUUUUGUACCUGGUCGGUUUUCAGAAGACCUCUUCAAAGAAUGCGAGAGAGCUUUUGAUCCCAUGUUUUCGCCACUCCUGAUGGAAGACGCCGUCCUCCGACGGUUUCCAGAGACAUUCCUUUUGACCUGCGAAUACGACAUUUUCCGAGACGAUGGCUGGCUGUACAAGAAACGGCUGGAAGACAACGGGGUGCCCGUCACCUGGCAUCACCUGGAGGACGGAUUCCACGGGAUCACCUUGCUGAUAGGAUUUGGGCCACUGGAGUUUCCCGGGACGAGGAGGGGUCUCAAAAGUACCAUCCAAUUCCUCGAACGCUUCUAGAAACCCAACGUCCACCUUCUUCUGCUCUGUUCGUCUUUCCUGCUUGGUGACUUUGCCUGGUGUGUUUGUGUGUGUGUGUGUGUGUGUGAGUGGGAGGCACUCACGCACAACUCCAUUUGUUUGAGUGGCGUGUGUGCCACCCCCUCCACUCGCAUGAAUGGACCUCCAGGCAAGCUGUUGUACUGAUGGAUUGUUCUCGCAGUCAGAAAAUUCCUACUUAGUUCCAGGUGACGUGAUCUGUCCCAGGUGAACUCUUCCGUCCUUCCGUGGUCAGUAAAAUGAAGACCCAGUUUCUUGGGGGUGAUAGGCCGGCUCUCUAAGCACUUUACAAAACUAGCCUAUUGCCCCAUAUAAUCUGGGUCCUCAUUUUACUGACCUCGGAAGGACGGAAGACUGAGUCAACCUUGAGUCGGUAAGGAUCGAACUGCUGGCAGUGGGAAGGGUUAGCCUGCAAUCCUGCAUUCUAACCGCUAUGCCACCAAGGCAGAAUAAGAUAGGAUAUAGGAUAUUAGCUGGAUACCCGUGUUCCGCUACAAAACUAUGUGAUAGGGCUUGAUAAAUCGACACAGCUUGAAAAUUAAUGAGAAGUUACGAUCGGCCUCACCUCUCUCUUUCUCUCCCACAGGCUCCCCCCACAGAGGCCUCUCCUAUCUUAUCCCCUUUUCUCCCUUUCAGGUGGGGUGUAGAAUAUCUAAACAGCCAACCGGCAGGAAAGAUGAGCCACACGCUGGCCACGCCCAAGUGGCAGUUGGAACAGAGUUCUUUUGAGGUGGGGAGGGGGAGUAGAGCGUCUAACUCCUUAGCAUCAUAGCGUGUUAAUAAUAAUAUAAGAAAUACUAAUGAUCUGAUGGUCAUUUCGAAAAAUCCUUUCUUAGCGAGCACCUAGAAGCCAAGAGGAACAUACGUGGCAAAUUUCGAGUUUGUAGGCUUUAGGGUUCUGGAGAUUUCGUGAUGAUCCGUGAGGGGUACUUCGCUUUUAUAUAUACACAGAUAGAAUAUAGAAUAUUGAAAAUAAUAAUAAAAUUUAGAAUAGAAUAAGAAUAGAUAUAAAAUAGAACGGAAUAUAAAAUAUAGAGUAGAAUAGAAUACAGAACAGAAUAGCCCUUAGACUUAUAUACCGCUUCAUAGUGCUUUCCAGCCUUCUCUAAGCAGUUUCAACAUCUUCCCCCACACCCAUAACAAUCUGGGUCCUCAUUUUACCGACCUCGGAAGGACGGAAAGCUGAGUCAACCUUGAGCCGGUCAGGAUCGAACUGCUGGCAGUGGGAAGGGUUAGCCUGCAAUCCUGCAUUCUAACCGCUACGCCACCAAGGAGAAUAGAAUAGAGUGCACAGGCUGCACUGGCUACCUGUGGCUUUCCGGGUGCGCUUCAAGGUGCUGGUGACCACCUUUAAAGCGCUCCAUGGCAUUGGGCCGGGUUACUUACGGGACCGCCUACUGCUACCGAAUAUCUCUCACCGACCCGUGCGCUCUCACAGAGAGGGUCUCCUCAGGGUGCCGUCAGCGCGGCAAUGUCGUCUGGCGACGCCCAGGGGAAGGGCCUUCUCUGUGGGGGCCCCCACCCUCUGGAAUGAACUACCCCCCGGUCUUCGUCAGCUUUCGGACCUCCGGACCUUCCGCCGCGGGCUUAAAACACAUUUAUUUAAUUGUGCAGGGCUGAGCUAAAUUUUAAAUUUUAAAUUACUGGUUUUUAAAUUGGCUUUUAUUUUAUAUUUUUAAUUUUAAAUUAAUAGGCGUUUAGAAUAAGUUUUUUAACUGUUUUUAUAUUUCUUACAUUGUAUUUAUGUGUUUUAAAUGCCUGUACACCGCCCUGAGUCCUUCGGGAGAUAGGGCGGUAUAUAAAUUUGAUAAAUAAAUAAAUAAAUAAAUAGUGGAACGGAAUAUGGAAUAUGGAAAAUAAUAGAAAAUAGAAUAGAAUAAUAAAAUCGGGAAAAAUCGGUCCUAAAUCACAUUUUUCAGGGCUUUUGUAACUUCAAACGGUCAUUAAAUGUUGUGCUAUUAGAUAAUCCCCUAAUUAUGACGCAGCAGCGUGCGGCAGCAGCCAAAAAAGCCGAUUGAAUCCUAGGUUGCAUAAACAGAUUAAUAAAACCAGCAUCACGUGAAGUAUUAUUGGUGCUUUACAGAGCCUUAGUAAGGCCACACCUGGAAUCCUGCAUCCAGUUUUGGCCGCCACAUAUUACAAAAUAGACGCUGAGACUCUGGAAAAAGUGCAGAGAAGAGCAACUAGGAUGAUCGAAGGCCUGGAGACUAAGACAUAGGAAGAGCGGUUGCAGGAUUUGGGUUGCAAAUUGUGGUUUUCUCUGGCAGGGUGCAAUUCCUCCUGCAGCCAUCGGGGGGCAUCCCCAGAGAGGGAAUUGCUGGAUAAAUUCCCUGUGGGACAAAUUUUCCCAGGGUGAAGGCCAUACGAGAGAGAGAGAGAGAGAGAGAGAGAGAGAGAAUUCUAGUAACAAUAAUAUUCAUUACUUGUAUAUAAUAACAUUCUUCC
Ahaetulla prasina is the source of this 4162-nucleotide messenger RNA. Its product is annotated as arylacetamide deacetylase-like 4. The transcript has 4 exons. Bases 422 to 1678 code for a protein of 418 amino acids. Gene Ontology annotation, molecular function: hydrolase activity. Lineage: Eukaryota; Metazoa; Chordata; Lepidosauria; Squamata; Colubridae. The record is from RefSeq and is a predicted model, not a curated record.